ACAACAACUACAAGCACGUAUGAUGCUACAAAGUUUUGUAAGCACUGUAACGGAGUUGGAUAUUCUGAAGAUGGGUGUUUUCAAAUCAUUGGCUACCCUAAAUGGUGGGUUGAAAUAUCUCGUGGUGGUAGAGGAUAUGGUAGAGACGGCAGAGCUGGUGGUAGAGGCCGAGGUAAUUAUGUGCCUGACAGAGGUGGAAGAGGAUAUGGCAACACCAAUACGGGUGCGUGCAAAUAAUCUGAAUGUACCAUCAACACAGCAAUAUAGUGGUACUAUAUCUGCAUAUGGAGCUGGCUUGGUUGGCGUAACAGCGGCUCAACUUCAACAAGUGCUGGACUAUUUGAGUUCAAACAAAUCAAAACUACAAUUGCAAGGACCGGUUGACGAGGAAGGUGAUUGGAGUGGGGUGAGAGACAAGGUGGACUAUAUCUGUUUCGUGGUGUACCUUCAUUUAAAGUGCUUGCAGUUCGUGGAGAUUCGUAUGAGCUAUGGCAUCAAAGAGUGGGACAUCCGGCAGAGAAAGUAUUACAAAAGAUACCAUCUAUGAGUAGGUUAAUUAGGAAGAAUAAUAAUGCUUGUGAUAUAUGUCCACGAGCAAAACAUCGUCGAAGUAGUUUUCCUAAUAGUCAGAGUAGAGCUAGCUGCAUAUUUCAGUUAGUUCAUUUGGAUUUAUAGGGGCCUUACAAGACACAUUCGUCUUGUGGAGCUCAUUA
Molecule: messenger RNA, 713 nt
Organism: Papaver somniferum (opium poppy)
Lineage: Eukaryota; Viridiplantae; Streptophyta; Magnoliopsida; Ranunculales; Papaveraceae
Exons: 2
Coding region: 20-547 (175 amino acids)
Source: RefSeq, a predicted model, not a curated record